GUCUUUCCAAUGGUCCUGAAGCAAUGGAAGUAGAUGGUCUCCAAGAAGUCCCCCUCUGUAGCUGUCGAAUGGAAACUCCCAAAAGCAGAGAGAUCACCACGCUAGCCAACAACCAGUGCAUGGCCACAGAAAGUGUGGAUAACGAGGGCACUUUCAUGGAGUGUCAGCCGGAGAGCAGCAUCUCCCACCGUUUCCACAAGAACUGUGCCUCCCAGGUCAACGACAUGAGCUACUGCCCACACUGCGGGGAAGAGGCCUCCAAGGCAAAGGAGGUGACAAUAGCAAAAGCAGACACAACCUCGACGGUGUCGCUGACCUACGAGCAGCAGAAACCAGCGGCUGUGGAAGGAAGGGCCGACACCACGACGGGGAGUGGCACUGGGACACGGUUGUCAGAGGAAGACAAGCCAGAAAGUUCGGCUGCGGAGGGGUUUGACAUGGCUGGGUCUUCAGUUUUUCCAAAGCCUACUACUAGCCUGACCCAGGGACCAGUUAAAGAGACUCUGGAAAGUGCCCUGAUUGCCCUGGACUCCGAAAAGCCCAAGAAGUUACGGUUCCAUCCAAAGCAGUUGUACUUCUCUGCGAGGCAAGGAGAGCUGCAAAAAGUCCUGCUUAUGUUGGUGGAUGGAAUUGACCCUAAUUUUAAAAUGGAGCAUCAGAGUAAGAGAACCCCUCUCCAUGCUGCCGCUGAGUCUGGCCACGUGGACAUCUGCCAUAUGCUGAUUCAGGCUGGUGCUAAUAUAGACACCUGCUCUGAAGACCAGAGGACCCCACUGAUGGAAGCGGCAGAAAACAACCAUCUGGAAACUGUGAAAUAUCUCAUCAAGGCUGGAGCACUUGUAGAUCCUAAGGAUGCGGAGGGCUCCACAUGUCUGCACUUGGCUGCCAAGAAGGGCCACUACGACGUUGUUCAGUACCUCCUCUCCAACGGGAAGAUGGAUGUCAACUGUCAGGAUGACGGAGGCUGGACGCCGAUGAUCUGGGCCACCGAGUACAAGCAUAUUGAGCUGGUGAAGCUGCUGCUUGCGAAGGGGUCAGACAUCAACAUCCGUGACAAUGAGGAAAAUAUUUGUUUGCACUGGGCUGCUUUUUCUGGCUGUGUUGACAUAGCGGAGAUACUGCUGGCUGCUAAGUGUGAUUUACAUGCAGUGAAUAUUCACGGGGACUCGCCCCUGCAUAUUGCAGCCAGAGAGAACCGCUACGAGUGCGUCAUUCUCUUUCUUUCCCGUGGCUCGGAUGUCACUUUAAAGAACAAGGAGGGUGAGACUCCACUCCAGUGCUCCAGCCUUAACUCUCAAGUCUGGGUGGCCCUACAGAUGAACAAGACUCUGAAAGAAUCAUCUACUGACAAGCCUGCCCAGAUAGAUAAGGUCGUGAGCAGAGACAUUGCCCGGGGUUACGAGCGGAUCCCGAUUCCCUGCGUCAAUUCAGUGGACAGCGAGCCUUGUCCUAGCAACUACAAAUACGUUUCGCAGAACUGCGUCACCUCCCCGAUAGACAUUGAUAGAAACAUCACUCAUUUACAGUAUUGCGUGUGUAUAGACGACUGCUCCUCCAGUAACUGCAUGUGUGGCCAACUCAGUAUGCGCUGCUGGUAUGAUAAGGAUGGCCGACUCCUGCCUGAAUUCAACAUGGCUGAGCCACCACUGAUCUUUGAGUGUAAUCACGCGUGCUCGUGCUGGCGAACCUGUAGGAACCGGGUGGUGCAGAAUGGGCUCAGGACUCGAUUGCAGCUUUAUCGGACACAAAAGAUGGGUUGGGGUGUGCGAACAAUGCAAGACAUUCCACCGGGAACCUUUGUGUGCGAGUACGUUGGUGAGCUGAUAUCCGAUUCCGAGGCAGACGUCCGUGAAGAGGACUCCUACCUCUUCGACCUUGACAACAAGGACGGAGAGGUGUACUGCAUAGAUGCCCGUUUCUAUGGCAACAUCAGCCGCUUUAUAAACCACCUCUGUGAGCCAAACCUCAUCCCCGUGCGGGUCUUCAUGUCCCAUCAGGACCUCCGCUUUCCCAGGAUCGCCUUCUUCAGCACGAGGCACAUAGAAGCCGGAGAAGAAAUCGGCUUUGACUACGGGGACAGGUUCUGGGACAUCAAAGGCAAAUACUUCAGCUGUCAGUGCGGUUCACCCAAGUGCAAACACUCGAGCUCAGCGCUGGCCCAGCGGCAGGCGAGCACCUCGUCCCAGGACACGCAGGAAAACGGGCUCCCCGACACCAGCUCUGCCACGGCAGCCGGCCCCUUUUGAGGCUCCGCUCCCCAGAGACUGACUCGUUUUAACCCUAUAGAUUCGCAUACUGUUCGAAUUUCCAUUUAAAGAG
Molecule: messenger RNA, 2319 nt
Organism: Leptosomus discolor (cuckoo roller)
Lineage: Eukaryota; Metazoa; Chordata; Aves; Leptosomiformes; Leptosomidae
Source: RefSeq, a predicted model, not a curated record